AUGGCGGGGUCCGUGGGUCGCGACCGCGCCUUGGAAGCAACCGCGGAGAGCGCUCAGCUUGUUGCGCAGCCAAACCCCGAGUAUGCGCCUCCGCGUUCCCAAAUGCAGGCUCGUCCUGCUGCGUCGGCGCCCGUGCGCCGUCUUGAGCGCGGGUUGUCUCUUCCGCUGCGCGGGGCGGAUCGUCACGCGUCUCCUGAGCAAUCCCGUGCUCCCCUAGUCGUCGCGUCGAAUGCCUUGCCGGGGCAUCAGGAGCGGGGCCGGUCCUCGCCGCCUCGUGGAUAUCGACCCGCGUCCCCUGCGCGUCGCGCCCCCGAGCCGCAUGACUCUCGGCGGCGAUGGGACGAAUAUCAGCGGGAAAUUCAGCAUCGCGACUGCCGCUACCGCUCUUCUGAGAGGUCGCCGGAGAAGCGCUCCCCGCGGGAGCGGUCCCCUCCGCAGCGGACGCCGCGGCCGUCGCCUCCGCGUCGGGGCCGCGGGGCUCAUGCGGGCCGUUGGGAUUCUCGCCGCCGUGAGCAGUCCCUGCCCCGUCCUCAGUCGGCUGGGUCUGGAGGGCGUCGUGGGCGGCGGAAUGGUUAUGCGCGCGGCGGGGGUAGUCGUGGCCAGGGCUCCACUGCUGACCGCGCGGGGAAUCUGGUGGCGGAUGCAGUGCGGGAGGUGGAAGCGUCGGGGGCAGCGGCUCACAUUCACGUGUCUGUGACCACUGAGCCCCCCACCGCACCUGUUGCGGUUGAAGCCGCUCCGCUGCGCGCUCCGAACUUGCGGGAGUAUCUGCCAGCUGCAGCGGCGAGGGGGCCGUUCCGCGGAUGCCGCCAAGCCCCAGGUUACCCUGCUCCUCAGAAUACGGUUGGCCAGACUCCGGGCCAGGUGGCGAUGUUUCUGCCGCGCGGAGUUCCGACUGCGCCUCUCCCCAGCCGCGCGGGGAGAGAUCCCACGCUGAGCAUGUGCCGGAUGUGGAAUUUGGCGGGGGCGGCCGAGGGGCUGGCGAGCCUGCAGCUGGCGGCGUGUGAGGCCAUGGGUCACACACCGAGCAGUUUUUCUCUAGGGCCCCAAGGACAGUGCGUCGCUUGGGCAGGAGAGAUUGUCCCCCUUUUAUCGCCCGUGUCGGAUGCGCCCGCCGGGCUGUGGGAGAGAUUUCUUAAGUCCACUCGUGCGGACUUUGCAGGACUGCAGAGGCACGUGGUGGACGUGAGCUUGCAGAUGGAGCAGUUGCGGGAGGAGAACCAGAGGCUCAGGGAGGCGCUGCAGCAACAGCAGGUACAGGGGGCAGAGGGGGGCACGCUAGAGGUCUUGGAGGUGUGGGAGGGUAUGGGGGAGGAGGAGGAGGCGCAGGGGAGGGAGGAGGUGCAGCGAGAGCUCUGGGAGGAGAACAAGCAACUACAGGCUUCUCAUGCUUCUGAAGCCUGCGCGGAUUCUGAGGCACCUCAAGAAGCACCGCUGGGAGGGAGCAGCGACCUCAAUCCUUCUGAAGCUUCAGAGGCUUUUCAGCCUUCAGAGGCUUCUGCGACUUCAGCGGCUUCGGAGGCCUUAAAUGUGGGUCAAAGGACACUGGUGGAGGAGAGGGUGGAGGAGAGGGAGAGGGCUGUGAGGGCGGCUCAGAGCACUUUGGACGCUCUCUCCUGUGAGCUGGCAGCAGCGCAGUCCCAGUUGUCAGCAGCGCAGCAGCAGGCGCAGUUGGAGAGAGAGGGGCGGCAGAGGCUGGCAGGGGAGCUGGCUUCCAUGCAGGCGCUGCUGCUGCAGCAGAUGCAGAUGGGACAGUGGGCCAAGGGGCAGUGGGCCAAGGGGCAGUGGGCCAAGGGGCAGUGGGCCAAGGGGCAGUGGGCCAAGGGGCAGUGGGCCAAGGGGCAGUGGGCCAAGGGGCAGUGGGCCAAGGGGCAGUGGGCCAAGGGGCAGUGGGCCAAGGGGCAGUGGGCCAAGGGCCAGUGGGCCAAGGGGCAGUGGGCCAAGGGGCAGUGGGCCAAGGGGCAGUGGGCCAAGGGGCAGUGGGCCAAGGGGCAGUGGGCCAAGGGGCAGUGGGCCAAGGGGCAGUGGGCCAAGGGGCAGUGGGCCAAGGGGCAGUGGGCCAAGGGGCAGUGGGCCAAGGGGCAGUGGGCCAAGGGGCAGUGGGCCAAGGGGCAGUGGGCCAAGGGGCAGUGGGCCAAGGGGCAGUGGGCCAAGGGGCAGUGGGCCAAGGGGCAGUGGGCCAAGGGGCAGUGGGCCAAGGGGCAGUGGGCCAAGGGGCAGUGGGCCAAGGGGCAGUGGGCCAAGGGGCAGUGGGCCAAGGGGCAGUGGGCCAAGGGGCAGUGGGCCAAGGGGCAGUGGGCCAAGGGGCAGUGGGCCAAGGGGCAGUGGGCCAAGGGGCAGUGGGCCAAGGGGCAGUGGGCCAAGGGGCAGUGGGCCAAGGGGCAGUGGGCCAAGGGGCAGUGGGCCAAGGGGCAGUGGGCCAAGGGGCAGUGGGCCAAGGGGCAGUGGGCCAAGGGGCAGUGGGCCAAGGGGCAGUGGGCCAAGGGGCAGUGGGCCAAGGGGCAGUGGGCCAAGGGGCAGUGGGCCAAGGGGCAGUGGCAGGCAGGGGCCAAGGGGCAGUGGGCCCAGGAGCAGUGGGAUCAGGGGUUGUGGGAUCAGGGGCAGGGGAAUCAGGGACAGGGGAAUUAG
Messenger RNA from Closterium sp. NIES-65, 2628 nucleotides. Lineage: Eukaryota; Viridiplantae; Streptophyta; Zygnematophyceae; Desmidiales; Closteriaceae. The record is from the annotation of a GenBank genome assembly.